AUGUCAGAAAUAACAAUAACGGUCAAAUGUUCUAAUGAUACAAAAUAUACAGUAACCACAGAUAAAUCAAAAACUGUUUUAGAAUUUAAACAGCUUAUUGCAGAAAAAAGUGAAAUUCCAGCUGAUAAACAAAAAUUAAUAUACUCUGGUAAAGUGUUAAAAGAUAAUGAUACUCUUGAAACCUAUAAGAUUGCUGAAGGACACACAGUUCACAUGGUGAAAAGUUUAGGAGCUCGUGUUUCAUCUCAAUCAACAACACAAUCUGAACCAACUGCUACUUCAACAACAAAUACUACCAAUAAUCAAUCAACACAACCACAAAAUAUACCUCUUAAUCCAUUUACAGCACUGGGCGGAUUUGGUGGAGGCAGUGGAAAUUUUGGUACUAAUAAUGACGCAAAUCUUUUUAGUGAUAAUAAUAAUGGCGCACCAAAUAUGAAUAUGAUGAUGGAACAAGUUCUUAAUAAUCCUGCUUUGAUGCAAUAUGUUUUACAAAUGAUGCAGGAUCCUCAGAUUAUAGAUAAUGUAAUUGCCAUGAACCCACAACAAUUUGGUGAAAUGGCGCCUCAACUUAGACAGAUGACACAAGAUCCCGGAUUUCAAGCUUUAUUAUCAAAUCCAGAUGCAAUCCGUCAUAUUGCAACUUUAAAUCCAUCAUUGGGCAAUCCUGGAGGUUAUGGCAUGGGAGGUCUAGGUGUUCCACCAACAACUGCACCUACUAUUCCACCCGAAGAAAGAUUUCAAGUUCAAUUACAACAAUUAAAUGAUAUGGGGUUUUGGGAUGCACAGAAAAAUAUCCGUGCGUUAUUAGCCUCUGGUGGAAAUGUAAAUGCAGCUAUCGAACUACUUUUAAAAAAUUUUCAUCGUGAUCGGAAAUAA
This is a messenger RNA of Entrophospora candida, 879 nucleotides long. Lineage: Eukaryota; Fungi; Glomeromycota; Glomeromycetes; Entrophosporales; Entrophosporaceae. The record is from the annotation of a GenBank genome assembly.